This is a messenger RNA of Stylophora pistillata, 4364 nucleotides long. Its product is annotated as FERRY endosomal RAB5 effector complex subunit 3. Lineage: Eukaryota; Metazoa; Cnidaria; Anthozoa; Scleractinia; Pocilloporidae. Gene Ontology annotation, cellular component: cytoplasm. The record is from RefSeq and is a predicted model, not a curated record.
ACUGGAAGCUAAUUGAUCGGGGUCACUUUCAGCUGAACUAAAGGAAUCCUUAACCAUGGUCUCCAGCUGUACGAUCUGAUUUGAAUGUUGAAUAUAUCUAGGCUUCCUUAUGAACGAUCUCUUGGGUUUCACCGUUGCAGGACGUGAAUUUGCGAUUUGAACGUUAAGACAAGAUGGUCGAUGUUUUACUUUGCUCGACGUACGAGGACCAAAAGCGCGACUUUGUGUUUGAUUUUAAAGACAGUGGGAAGUUACAGAGACUCACUGUACCGAUACCAAUACCACUGAAGGUUGAUGCAAAAGAAUUUGUUCAAAGACUGAUAACGUUUCACAAUUUACCAUGCUAUCUUGAACCAGAAUUGACGAAAACGUUAGAUGAAUUCAAUAAAUCAUCAUGCAGGGAGCUGCAGGACAAAAUGGGUGUUGCAGCACUUGAACAAAUGAAGCAAUCUUCACAGUGUGCAGCUGAUUAUAUCUCUUCUUGGUCUAACUCUUUUACUCAAGAACAUACAAGUUACAGCUCUGCCUCUGACAAGAGUGAAGAGUCGGUAUUUUCUGAGAUGUACCAUUCAUUGAUUCAUUCAGCGGCACUUGAAACAUUGCUGCAGCUGGAGAAUACUUACGCCAUAGCAAUGGAUGAUGUUGUCUUGAAGAAGGAGAGUGCAAUAAAAGCAAUGGAAGAGAAGCACCAGAGAGAAAUGGAAGAUUCCAUUAACAAUCUUGGCAUUGUCACUUCGGACAAAGACGUCAAUGAUUUGGCAGCCAGGCAUUGUGAGGAUGCUCAAAUGCUGGAGACAUACUGGUCCAGUGAGCUCUCGCAACUUCAGGAGAUGCAAAAGAGAGAAUACAGAGAGUGGGUCACUAAGGUACACGAAGAUAUGGUCAGAGUCAGUUCAGAUCCAUCAUCAGUGGAAGACUCUUUCUCCAUAGGAAAGAAUCGCAGCAUGUCUGUUCAGAGCAUACCAGUGGGCAAUGAGUUUUCUACUACUGAGCAUGAGUUCAGGCUUGAAGAGAGUUUUACCAUCCUUUUGGGAGCCCAGAAAAAAUCGACACACAAUCUGCGAUUGAUUUGUGGAAAUGUGCUGGACUUGUGCAAACAUAAAACCAGACCAGGAGGAUCAGUGUUGUCACAACCCCACCGGAUCCAGACAGCUCUGUCAUUGUACUCUGAGACGCUUGCAGGAGUAAUUUUGCUGGUGGAAGACCGACUUAAUACGUACUCGGGAAUUAUGAAACAUUUUGCCAGGAUUUGUCAGCAGUCUGGAACAGAAUUUCAUUUUCCAGACCUGGACAAACAGCUGUGUCUCAUUCAGCAAAUGUUUGAGAAAAGAGAUCGCAGUAAGUCAAGUACCAGUGAACAUCAACAACUUCCUUUUUCUUCCAAUACAAAUUCUCAUAUUUCGUUCACCAUGCAUCGAGACAUCUAUAUCACUCGGCAUUCAAACCUGUCUGAGGUACAUGUUGUGUUUCACCUCGUUGUGGACGACAGCGUGAAGUCAUCAACAAUCAGCACAAGAAAUCCGGUGAUAGUUGGCCUGAGAAAUGCUCUGCACACAGCCGUCAGACACAGCAUUACUACCAUUACGAUACCACUAUUGUUGUUCCAUGAAAUGACAGAGGAAAUGACAGUGUCUUGGUGUAUGAAAAGAGCAGAGCUAAUGUUCAAAUGUGUGAAGGGUUUUAUUAUGGAGUGCAGCACAUGGAGUGGAGCAGAGUCUUUGAAUCUACAGUUCAUGGUACCUAAGGGUAUAUCUGAGGAAAUGUUCACAUCAUUUAGCCAAAUGCUUUCUAGUAUCUUCCGUGUAUCCACGCCUUUGGAUCUCACAUCAACAGCCAACAGAUGACGUCGCUUCUACCUAUCCCGUGAUGCUAUUCGACAGCCGUAAUAUCACAUCGAAUCACGUGAUCUUCCCGUGAUGCUUCUCUUUUGCUAGAAAAUGGUAGAACACUGAAUAAUGUGUUUCGUCUUGAGACCUUAGAGGGACUUUUGAAGAAAGGCUUCAAAUUAUACUUGCAAUGGUCGUACGAAGAUUUGAAGAAAAUCGAUUUUACUGUACUUACUAAGUGUACAACUCAAUCUGGCCUAGCACUGGUUUUGCUUUACUGCACGCUCUCUUCUUGGUCUACAAAACUUGUGCCGUUCUCUCAAACAAGCAGGUGGAAAGCAUGAAACCAAUCGCUCCCUGAUCGCUCUCUUUUUCAGGCGCUGGAGACAGUUUAUAUGUAUUUACCUCGUGUUCUCGUCCUCUCUUUUUUCUCGAGAGAUUUUCUAAAAUUAUGAUAGGCAACUGGAUUCAAUAUAUUUUAUUUUCACCACGCUUAGUAGAAAUAUGCAAUGAAAAAGAUGUUUCAAAUUAUUUUUAUAUGUCCGGUACGACCCCGCGUGAGCAGUCCCAUGGAAAAAAACUGUGGUGGAAGCAAGGAAAGCGACAACCAAUCGAAACAGGGACUUGAUCACUUCUUUAAAACUAGUUUUGUUUCAUUACAACAAGGAGGGUUUUUACAAGAGGUUUUCAAUGGGGCUAACCGUUAGCCGUAAAACGGCCAAAAAAAUUAGCAGUUAGCCGUAAAAAUGGACAAAUUUUAACUGUUAGUCGUUAAAAAGAUAACGUUUCUGGUGACCACAAGGGAAAGAUAUUAACCGUUAGCCGUAAAAAGGCCAAAAUUUUAACCAUUAGGCUUAAAAGCCGGCCCUCUUUAACGUUUUCCCUCUAAUUCGGAAUCAUAACCAGGUAAUUAAAACUUGAAACAAAUGGAGAGCUAAUACAUCAAGGGAACAGUAAUUAGUCAUGUUAACAGGUUAAAAAUCAAUUUAAGCUAAGCUAUGAGAAACGACGCUGUCAAAGAAAGGGAUCUAAUUGUUAAGAUCUAAUCUAAGAUCGAAUUUUCUGAUUCUGCAUACUUAUAAUAGAACCCGCUUUGAAAGCAUCCUGCGUAGCGCGGGAAAGUUUUUCGAUCCAGUCAGUUUCAUUGGGUGCAGUUAGAGGGGGUGAAGGGUGAGACAGAAACACGGCAAGCGGAGAAAAGAAAGCUGAUCUUAUAUUCAUUACAUAAGCCCCUAAGGGCCUGAAUGCGGAACUGUCCACGCGCGCGCAAAAUUUGGCGAUUUUCCUUCGCCGUUAUUAGGCGUGCGUGUUCAUUUUAACGGUUCAAUCAUUUUGCAACGGUCCUCAGCAAAUACCUUUCUGUCUGGCUAACGUUUUGUGCGAUAUUCUAAAUGUGCAUUUUCUAACGCGUGAGGGGUGAACCAAUGCUCGUAAAUUAAUGGUUGACAUGUUGUGUAAUAUUCAGAGCUGAGUGUACGUUGGGCCAGGCACACGUGAGGUAUGCCGUGUUUUCUGAGCCUGUACCGUUACCAUGGAGGAGUGAAGGGUUAUAAUCGACCAUUACGAUCCGUUUUGACUGCAAUUGAAGAUCUAGGUUGAUACAAGAAAAGGCUUCCCUGUAGAACAAUAUUGAGUGUUGAUUAAAAUGAAAGGCUUUAUCAAGAUCUUGUUGUUGCUUUGUGCUUUAUCGUUGGCUAAAGCCAAACCCGUCCCCGAAACAUUCGUUGACCUCGGGGAGAUUUGGAACGGACAAAACUGGAACGAAAGAGAGGACGAGGAGGAUUGGUACGAUGAAGAAGAGGACGAGGAGGCUUGGGACGAAGAUUGGGAUGAAGAAGAGGACGAGGAGGAUUGGGACGAAGAAGAGGAUGAGGAAGUUUGGGUUGAGAAUGAUGAGGACCAGCAACGGGUUGAAGAUAGUAACUUGAAGGGACGGGACGAGCCAGAAAAAGAAAAUGACGAAGGGGGUCUCAGUGACGAGGAAAAAAAUGACGGAGGAGAAGAAGAAAAAAAAGAAGAAGAAGUAGAAAUAGUAGACUGCGAGACUGCUUUUGAUGCGGACACAGCAAUUGAUGAUGCGCAUGACGAGAGUGAAGAAGUCGCAGUUCCUAAGGAAAAAAUUGACUUGUUCAAGGAAGAAAUUCUGAGUUUCAAGAGAGCUCUUGACGCGAUGCAAAAGGACUUUGAAGAUUUUGAAGUACCUUAGACUCAACCAGCUGAGCCAACACCUCGCGACGUCGACUUCAUUGCAACUGUAAUAGUUUUAUCAUUAAAACCUGUAACAUUAGUAAAAAAAAAAAGUGUGCACCUGUCAAGUUGUAAAGAUUGUAGAGAUGCAUGUGAGAAUAGUGUUCUCAGGAUAGUGUACUCAGGUAAUUCUGAAUCUGGCAGUAUAUAUUAUGAUAGGAACUCGCUCAGCAAAGUUUAGUGUUGAGCUUCGUUUAUUAGUGUCGUUCACUGUGUCGUCCGUGCCGCCAGUAUGUCAGCGGCCGCGCCACUACACAGAGUAUGCGAGCAAUAAAAAGAUGUUUGAGGGAG